Triplophysa rosa is the source of this 4652-nucleotide messenger RNA. Its product is annotated as centrosome and spindle pole-associated protein 1. Gene Ontology annotation, cellular component: microtubule; centrosome; spindle pole. The transcript has 29 exons. The coding region runs from base 787 to 4290 and encodes 1167 amino acids. Lineage: Eukaryota; Metazoa; Chordata; Actinopteri; Cypriniformes; Nemacheilidae. The record is from RefSeq and is a predicted model, not a curated record. Gene Ontology annotation, biological process: positive regulation of cytokinesis.
CGUUGUUAGUACGUUAUAAAACGUAACUUUAAAUGCUGAAAAUACUACCUAAAAUAUGGCAUACAUUUUUACAUGUUGUACCUCUGCAACCUGCUUUUUUAUUUGUUUUGUUUUUUGUGCCAUCUGCUGAUGAAUACUAAGCAUAACAUUUUUUCAUGGGCUUUCAGUCUUGCGCACGGUCCUUGUGCAAAGUGUGAGCCGGAAGCCUGGGAAAUUAAUUCAUUCAUUCAUUCAUUGACUUAUUCAUUCAUUCAUUCAUUCAUGAGCCUACUCUUUUGAGCUGUGAUAACUUAAGGGCCCAAACAUUUCAUUUCGCCCCAGUCCACAUUCGUAUUACUUCGUAUUUCCAUUCUAUUGGCAACCUUAUUUUUGAACUUUGUUUUUUAAUUGCUUUAUUUAGACUUUCAUUUUGUGUUUUCAUCUGUUUUAAACCAUUUAUGAAUAUUAAUCAAUCAUAUUCUAUAAUAGCUGUUGCUUGCAUGUAAUUAGUUAUAUAGUAUGCCUUUAAUGUCCUUGUUGAAAAAACCAGCAUAUGCAGCGGAAGAUAUAUGGUUACCAGGGUCAUUUUGGGUGGGACCUUUAUUUUGAAAAAAUAAAUGAUCGUCAGCUGUAAGUACAACUUUUAAAUGGCAUUAAAGUUCCAUUACAGUGAAACAUACCAUAAAGCUAGCUCGAAUUAUUGACAUAUCAAAACCUCUCAAAGCUUCGAGUAAACGUUUCAGAUGAAAUUCUGGACUGGCAAGAUUUUCAGAGCUAAGUUAAUGAGCUUUUCUGGUUCGAGAAAAUAUGAAUGGCAAGAUCAGCAACUUUAUGGAGGAAAGAAAAGCAACGGUGGAAGAAGCACCUUACAUGGAAAUGAAGACGCGUGUUAAUGACAAAAACCAAGAGAAGGAUGACAUCAAACCUGCUUACAAAACACAACCUUCACAAGCCAAACAGACCAAAGAGGAGAGUUCUGGUCUCAGUUUACCUUUGGGAGAAGAGUAUGAAAAAAAGAAGCAGAAGCUAAAAGAAGAGUUGCGUCUCGAUUACCGACGUUUUAUGUCUGAGAAAAAGAAUCGGAGUAUUGCUGAUCCACUUCCACAGUCUCACAUGCUGUCUCUUCCCAUAAGAGAACACAAGUCUGCGAAGGAAAAGUUACAAAAUGAAAGAAACAAAGAAUACAAUCUGUUUCUUAGAGGGCAUGGAACACAGAGAAUAGGGAAACAUUCAACUACUCCACACGCCCUAGAGAGAGAAUGUUUCGGCUCUGUUACUCCAAAACAUACAUUUUCUCCAGAGGUACAAGCACAGAGGGGAAGCCUGAGCCCGGAAUACGUUGCAUCUUUAAGAAGGGAUGUUGCCACUAUAACCGAGCCUGUUCCUGAAGGACAUACAAGACCUCGGAGACACUGGUUGGAAAUGACAGAUAGCUUGGGACGUCCACACGAGCAUUACAGGGAUCACACCAGUUCUGAGGAGGAGCAGGUGGAGCUAGAGCUUGUGGAGAAGGAGAGGAUGAGAAACGUACAUGAAGACACAGAUGUAGCCAGGAGAGAUGGAAAACCUGACAACAGAUCACACAGUCUACAGGCACUGACUCCAGCACAGAGCAGAUCUGUAAAUGAGCAGAACAUGAGCAUGUUUGCUACAGGACUCAACAUUGGUGCUGCUGAAGGGGGCGAGGCCUCUCGGAGGAGGAAGGAACGGUAUAGACAGGACCUUCUGCAGCAAAUAGCUGAACAACAAAACAACAAAAGGAGAGAGAAGGAGCUCGAGUUAAGAGUGGCUGCGACGGCUGUUAUUGAUCCAGAAAAAAAGCCAGACCGAAUCAAACAGUUUGGUGCCGUGACCCGGGCAUACGAGGGCAAAAGAAGGGAUGUACCCUACCGGCCAGAGGUGGGUCUGGAGGUCCUCAGGGCUGACUCUGCCAGGCGGCCCAAAGAUCAGAGACCUCCACAAGCACCAGAAGAGAGAAUACCCCCCGAGAGGCCUCGUGUUGCCUUUCAGUCUCCAGCUUUGGACAACAGCACUGUUUUGAGCCGGCUGGCUAAUGCCUCUGGCAUGGAGAUUGGUGCAGGUCUGGUUAAUGGUAUGCCCAUUAAUGAAGACUAUCACAGAGGCAUCGCAAGCACUAUGGGGGACGUGGUUGCACCAAGAGUUUCAGGUGUGUGGCCUCCAGUGCUUCCCUCCAUCUCAGAAACGUAUCAGACUCCUUAUGAUAAUGUGUAUUAUCACUAUGGAGCUAGAAAUCCUCUAGACCCUCAUUUGGCUAACUAUGGAGCAGCACUAGGUCACCAAGCAAACAUCUCUCCAGAAGCACAAUGGCCCAUCCUGCAGGCUCCGUCUCUCACACAGCAGAGCAUCCAGGCUGGCGUCACUCCUUCAGGACCAGCAUUUCCUGAGAGGUUCCAGCCACACAAGGAAAGAGCUCUUAACUACCAAGAAGCCCUUAAGCAGCAGUUUUUAAUAUUUCAUGAUCCUGGAGCGCAGAUUCAAGAACGGCAAGCAAGACGACAUCGCGAGAAGCUGGAGAAAGAGCUGUACGAAGCUAAGAUUGAAGCAGAGAUGAAGGCCUUCGAGCCCUGGGGUAGAGCUGGAGGAGGAGCUCCUCUGAGAGACGAUCAAGGAAACCUCAUCAGUGAUUUGAAACAAAUGCAUAAGACAAACGUAGAAGCGUAUGAUUCUGGAGGCAGAGUGACACGCCGUAAUACAGCGGCUCCUAGAACAGGGGACCAACCAACAAAGCCUACAGGCUUCUCUUCAGUUCAGCCACCACUGCACGCCCGGGGAAACCUUUUCAAUGAACCGCCAACCCCCCGGCAGAUACACGAGCAGGAAAUUUACAAAGAGUAUUUAAGACAACAGAUCGGGGAAAAACGAAAAAAAGAGGCAGAGGAGAGGGAGCGCGACAGGCUUGAGGAAGAGAAGGAAGAGAGACGAUUGGCCGAACAACGAGCUCGGAUCCAGAGGGAGUAUGAGGAAGAGCAGGAGAGGAAACGGCAGAAGGAGAAAGAGCAAAAUGCCAAAAACGAGGAGUUGAUCAGACAGGCCGAAGAUCGUCGGGAAGAAGCAGAAAGAAAGCGAAAAGAAGCAGAAGAGCGAGAAAAUGAAGCGUUGAGGAAGAGACAAGAGCAAGAACAGCGGACAGUAGUAGAAGAGGUUCACAGGGCACCAUCACCACCCCUGCCAGCCUUGCAGAAGAAACUUCGCCAGCAGGUGCCAAGACCUCCAUCGGUGGAGAGCCACCGGUCUGCUGAAAGUCUGACUGCACGGUCAAUGUCAGCACCACAUUCUCCUCCAGUGCCCGCUCGCAGGAACGAGAUCAGGGCCACAGAAGAAAAGAGGACGGUGAUCAGGGAGCUGUCAGCCUUGCACAGGCAGCUGCGGAAUGAACAAAGACGGCUGGAGGGUCAGCUAAUGCCGCCCACUAGAAAUGACAACCCAUCUGCAGUUUCCAGCAGGCAAAGAGAGCGCCCUACUGAGGAUGUGUUUGAGAUGGCGAGAUUACACAAACAGGUGCCUAUCAGAAGACCAGCUUCACACACCACUGCAGCGGUCAACAUGCAGAACCUACACGAGUUUAACCGGCUGAAGUAUAGAGACACUACAUCACGGGAGAAGGUACGGCAGGUAUAUCCUGAACCUCCCACCGACGAUCACAGUCUAGACAUCCAACAGCAGGCUUUGCUACGACAGCAACAACGAACCAUCUACAACCUGAGGAGAGCAAGACCUGCUGGUUACUUUGACAUGGUGUCUUCAGGUCAACAGCAUCCUGAGCCGAGGAGAAGCUCGGCAGAGGAUGCAGGCAGACACUUGCUAUUAAAUUCAGAGAGCGCUUUUAUCGACCCCAGCAGCGAGUCUUUGUUUUUACAGUCCCGGACGGGUCAGAGAGCUAGAAGAGAUUCUGCCCGAAUGAGACCAGCAGUUGGGAAGACACACAUCAAUGAUGACAUGAGCCGGUACAUUCGACCUGACAGUGGACCUGACAGCCAGUCUGCGCACUCGCUCUCCAGCAUGGAAAUAGAGAGGCUGAGGGAACGCGUGAAGAACAAGAUGACAUCGCUGGAUGACAUGAGAGAACAUGACUGGAGAUCAGGGGAUGCAUCAGCCGACGAAGGGGAGGAGCUAUGGUCACAGACUCCUCCUCUUAACAACAGGCGUGUUUCCAUAGAAACCAUUGGCACAGAGUCCUGGUUACGCCCCAGCUCCUCAGAUACACUGAAGAGAUUCAUUGGAGGUCGCAGGCCAUCCAGCCGAACCCAUGCAAGUCAGGAUUGGGAAGGACCGUCCACCUACCAUGGUUAACCUCAAUGUGAAGACACUAGAAUUGAAAAUUCUUAUGGACAGUCAACGUUUACAUGUUUAUUGUCAAAUAAUUUAUUGCUAAAGAUGAACAUUUAUAAAUGUUCUAUCGGUUUUUUUUUAGGGGGUUGUGGCAUUUUACAUUGUGAAUGAGAUCUUGCACUUUUUAGCAGUAAAUCUAGUCUAUAGUUUUCUAAGUGUUUGAGCAUGUGUCAGAGUCAGAGAAUGGAGUACGAGUCAAAAUACUUGAAGCUUUAUAAUGCGAUCGUGUGUGAAGAUGCAGAAAUCGCAUGGGUCCAGUGAUGUGAAUUUUAUGUAUAGGUAUAUAAGCAUAUAACUAAAACAAUAAACAAGCUUAUGUAAUU